Messenger RNA from Penicillium angulare, 642 nucleotides. RefSeq names its product nitronate monooxygenase. The record is from RefSeq and is a predicted model, not a curated record. The transcript has 2 exons. Gene Ontology annotation, molecular function: nitronate monooxygenase activity. NCBI's taxonomy places the organism in Eukaryota, Fungi, Ascomycota, Eurotiomycetes, Eurotiales, Aspergillaceae. Bases 1 to 642 code for a protein of 213 amino acids.
AUGCAGCUCCCCAGCAGCUUGACAAGCAAACUUGCUGCAGGCUACCCUUGGGCAGCAUCGCCACUCAUAGUUUCGGCGCCUAUGGCCAAAGUUGCUAUGCCCAAGCUCGCCGUGGCUGUCUCUAAAGCAGGGGGUCUAGGGUUUAUUGCAGCAGGAUAUCACAAAGGACAUGGAGACACCACAUUGGAGAGUAUCAACGGAGUUCCCAAGUUCUUGCCUGUCGGUGUUGGGUUUAUAACUUGGAGUGCCUCCUUGGAAAAGGCGCUUCCUUCUUUUUCAAGGUACUGCCCUGCUGCUGUUUGGCUCUUCGCUCCACCCAAGGGCUUUCAGGAUCUUAUUCCUUGGGUGACCAAAAUCAGAGAAGCCACAUCAUCAAGAAGUAAGAUUUGGGUUCAAGUCGGCUCUGUCUCUGAUGCUGUCGGGGUAGUCAAUGCUAUCGAUCCGGAUGUCAUUGUGGUCCAAGGAUUGGAUGCUGGUGGGCAUUCACUAGCCCGAGGAGCUAGCAUUAUUUCGCUAGUACCGGAAAUAAACGACAAGAUUCGACAACUUCGUCCUUAUCCCCAGAAGCAAGCGGAUUUCUUGGCAGCUGGCGGAAUUAGUGACAGUCGAGGUGUCGCGGCAGCCAUGGCCCUCGGUGCCUGA